AUGAUUUGCAGCGUGUUUCUUAGUUUUGUUUUGAUUGAAACAGUGAGAUUUUCCCUAGAUUUUUCUAGCCAAUUUCAGACAGUUUCCAGAUCUCUUGCUACCAGAUAAUUCUAAUUUACGGAACAUUGAAUGUGUCGGAUGUUUUAAGCACAACAAAUUCAGAUUCAUAUGAAUCAUGUUCAAAUGUAUGUUUAUCAAAUAUAAAUUGUGUUUCUCUAUUUUAUAUUCCAUCUUCUCAAUCUUGUUCUAUUUAUUCUAUUUAUCAAGUCAAUUCCUAUCAAAAAAAUGAUAGUUUACAAACUAUUGUUGGAAUUAAGGUAAGUAGUUAUGACGUGGCAUAUUUCGAAUGAUCUUACGUUAGUUAUGCAAACCCUAACAAUAAGUCAGGAGAAAUAUACGUUUCAAAAUUUAUAGAAUUUACAAAGGGCGAUAGAGGUUUUGAUAUCUCUAUUGAUCACGAAUUAAAAAUAUAUGAUUUCCGAAUUUUUCUUGAUUGUGCGGAUGUUUGACACAAAAAAUCUAGUUUUUCUGAGAACCCAAGAGGGGUACUAGAAAUCCCAUGCAAAACCUAGUCCACCAUCAUUCUCUUCCAGACAAACUCCACCAGUUCAAAAACCUGUCCCUCUUCAUUUUCCUCUAUCGAUUUAUCUGGUGAUGUAAAUGGAAUCGCAUAUCAAUUUUCAAGUUCAAAUUCAAGUCUUAGCUAUGAAACCUGUCCUGAUGGUUACACUCAAUUUACCCGAACUCGUGGAAUUUGGUGCAUGAAGUUAUAUGAUUUCUCAACAGCUCCAAUUUACUUCGACACCUCCUAUUGCUCUCAAUAUUCAGCGCUUCCAACAGGAUUCGACAACGCAGAUGAAGUUGCCUUCAUAACAUCAGAAAUGGUAACCAAUUCCAUGUUUCAAAUGGAUGUUGGAAUUGAUGGACAUCGAAUUCCCUCAUGUUAUAAUACCACAACAAUUUGGUGUGAUGAUUAUGAAUGGUCGAAUAAUUAUACAAGUUAUCCGACUUAUGUGAAUUGGUCAGCUUGGAAUCCGAGUCGCUGGACUUCGGAUUUCCAGGAGAAUCAGAUGUCAAUUUAUCUAUGGAGUUCGAGCACCCUUGUUGAUAUUUACAAUGAUAUUUCUUGCGAGGGUUUGAUCUAUGGAUUUGUCUGCGGUGUUCCAUUAGGCAAUUGGGAUUUUGAUUAA
Messenger RNA from Caenorhabditis angaria, 1190 nucleotides. The record is from the annotation of a GenBank genome assembly. Lineage: Eukaryota; Metazoa; Nematoda; Chromadorea; Rhabditida; Rhabditidae.